CUCAUCUCAUCUCAUCAAACAUCAAUCAGUCCAGUCGACAAAACAUCACUACUCUAUGACAAUGAUGAGACGUCCUUGGGCUUGACCCUCUCCCUCUAAGUAGUCACACAACCACUACGCUCAACCAACCCAUCCUCCCUCCCACCUUACCGAACCUCCCCCGUCCCCGCUCCCUCCUCAAAUCGCAUCUGCCUGAAUCACCGCAAGCGCCGUCCUCAAUCCUACCAUGUCCAUUACCAUGCCCCUCUCAUCCUCCCCGCCAACAACUCCCCUCUCACCUCGAUGCGAGGAAAUCUCUCAUGUCAGCUACACCAACUUCGCCCUGAGUUUAUUCAUCCUCCUCGGCAUCCUCGUAUCCUACCUCCCGCAACACAUUCGAAUCAUACGACGACGGUCCAGUUACGGUCUAUCGCCAUGGUUCGUCCUCCUCGGCACCACCAGCGGAACAUGCGCAUUUGCCAAUAUCUUGGUCCUACCCAAAAGUCGUCUUGAUGUUGGUUGUUGUCGUGAUGUUGAUGGGUUUGCGUGUCUGGCUGGACUGUUGGGUAUUGCGCAGGUUGGUGUUCAAUGGUCGUGUUUCACUCUCAUUCUACUGCUCUUCCUCAUCUUCUUCCCACGCGAAGACACGACAAUAACGGCAAUUCCAUCUCAUCCAUCAUCACCUACGCGCACCACAGCGGCACUUGCGCAGACUUUGCCGUCGACGAACGAUACGACGACCGUAUUCCCUCCUCCAGAAUCAAACAUCCAUCACCAUAAUGACCAUGUCAAUGACGCAACCACUCGCCAUCCGAACGGCAAACCAAAAUCCCUGUUAUCAUCCUCCGAAUCCGCCACUCAUACCCAUCUCCCACCGACUUACCGACUUGCCCUUGCCGUAACAGGAAUCUCCAUUCUCCAUGCGGUGUUGACCAUGAUCGUAUCUGGGCUGGUCCUGAUCCUGUCACCACAAAACGCACAACCACUCGCCAAUAUCUUAGGUCUAUCCUCGACACUACUGGCGUCGAUUCAGUAUUUUCCUCAGAUUCACACGACUUGGAUGUUGGGCACUGUUGGUUCGUUGAGUAUUCCCAUGAUGUGUAUCCAAACACCGGGGAGUUUUGUUUGGGCGGGGAGUUUGGCUGCGAGAUUUGGUAUUGAGGGAUGGAGUACUUGGGGUGUUUAUCUGGUGACAGGGUGUUUACAGGGGACUUUGUUGGUGAUGGGGAUUAUUUUUGAGUACAGGAAUUGGAAGAAUAGGAAAUUGGUCGAGGAGGCGGAGGGGGUGGGUCAGCAGGAUUCAGAGGAAACUCCUUUGUUAGGGACACGAGAUUGA
Exophiala mesophila is the source of this 1315-nucleotide messenger RNA. RefSeq lists its product as uncharacterized. The record is from RefSeq and is a predicted model, not a curated record. NCBI's taxonomy places the organism in Eukaryota, Fungi, Ascomycota, Eurotiomycetes, Chaetothyriales, Herpotrichiellaceae. The transcript is spliced from 3 exons. Bases 227 to 1315 code for a protein of 362 amino acids.